This is a messenger RNA of Lichtheimia ornata, 4086 nucleotides long. RefSeq lists its product as uncharacterized. Gene Ontology annotation, molecular function: mRNA 5'-diphosphatase activity. Gene Ontology annotation, biological process: nuclear-transcribed mRNA catabolic process; NAD-cap decapping. The transcript has 12 exons. Bases 1 to 4086 code for a protein of 1361 amino acids. Lineage: Eukaryota; Fungi; Mucoromycota; Mucoromycetes; Mucorales; Lichtheimiaceae. Gene Ontology annotation, cellular component: cytosol; nucleus. The record is from RefSeq and is a predicted model, not a curated record.
AUGUCUCAAGAAUUCUAUCAAUCCGAUGCCUCUAUGGAGGGCAUGUACGAAGAAAAUGGGGAUACCGUCAUGGAAGAAAUAGAGCCCAAUAUUCGUGAAGGACAAGAUAAUUGGCAAGAGUUGGUGGCUCUGGUGUACGGAAGAAUGACAAGAAGCAUGUUAACCACCGCCGACAACACAGAGCCGGUGUUGAUGAAAGUGAUUGCCCAAGGGGAUCUAGUUGGAGCACAGCGUAUUGCCCAGUUGCUUACAUUUGCACAAGACUCUGCACAUAUGAAUGAUGAAGACAUGGCCACAUCACUUGGGUGUAUUCCAGCAGACGAAGAUAAAGCUUUUGUUGGUACACGUUACUAUGUUCGCUCUGCACAACUCAUGGCUGCUGCUUUGAGACAAGUCGCCAUUGUCUAUGAAGCAAGAUACGCUGAUCCUUACCUUGUUCAAGCCAUCAACAACAAUAUCCUUGCUGGUGUGCCGGAUGAGCAAAUGGUUUUCUUGCGGUACAUCGGCUGUACAACCGCUUCUCUUCCAACUGAGCGAGAGCAUACUGAUUCCAAUGCUGUGCUACAAACCCGACUUGGCAACUUCAUGCAAGCAGCUCAAGCAGCCAAUCACCCUUUGAAGUUCAGCGUUUAUGAGGUCCCAAGCCUUCGUCUUCCUUGCGAACACACACUUCUCGAUACGCAUGAACAAGUGUUGUUACAUAUCUUUGAUCGUUCAGUUUGUCUCAAUUCACAGCCUGGUGGCUUCUACCGUUCUUAUCAACCAUCAAAUGAAGAUAACGAGCUGUUGAUGCGAGUUUUGGCUAAAGGGUUGGAGCAACUUCAACAUGUAUUCUUUGGCCCCGUGCAGGCGCAAGAUACCGUACGUAAGACCGAAAUGGAGUUUUUGUUCUAUGAACUAUACAAAAAAAGGCUACCAACAAUUGACGUGCAGCGAGCUGGUAUGAUUGGUGACGAGCACAUACGUCUCUUUGGCACUCAAGCUGCUCCUGGUCAGUCUCAAGCAACCAACUCCACUCCGCUUCUUAUCUUUGCCAGGGACAUUACAAGGGAAGAUGGUGCGUUGGUACGAGGUUUUUUUGAUGGAUCAAGAGCAGGCCAGCUUACACGAGACCUCAUCGCUUCGUGUCUUGGAUCGUAUCAAGUGAGAGAUAACUUUGCACCUCCUCCAUCAUUUAAUCUUUUCAACUGUCAGCCUUUUGAGCGGAACGAGCAGGCCAACAGGGAUCCUUUUGAAGAAGCUGCUGCUGCUGUCGUUCGACGAGCGAAUCCAUUUGUUGUAUCCACCCUUGGUUUUGAUCCUCAUGCAACAGCAUUUUCAAAUUACCGGGGAAGCUAUUCUUUGGGCUUGGAUGAGUACUUGGAAAAUACCGGAAAGCCAUUUUUAAGCAGUGGUGAUUUGGACUUUGCUUUGGAUGCUCCAGACGGUGAAGACCCUGCACAAAUGCACAUUGUCGUUCCUCACCUGGAUCCUGGCUAUGUCUCCUAUGGAUGUGGUGAUGUAAGGAUACUCCGCUUCAUGCUGCUGACAUGGUGCAGAACAUUGUUGCUUGCAAGUUGUUGUUUGCAGUUGGCAAAUGAUCCUAAUGCUCAAGUCCAACAAGGUACACGGGCUUUUUGCGUUAAGGCCAUCAACAUGGCGUCAAAACGUGAGGAUAAAAACGGGUUCACGCAAGUGUUUAAUCAAGCUAGCAUUCAAGUGCAGAAUAUCAUCCAUGAAACAGUAAAAAAUAGAUCAGAGAAGGCUGCUUUACGUGCAAUGCUAUGUGGUGAUCCUGCGCCUGGUUUUGAAUUUCCAGCAAUCUCUGGUACUAUUGCUGGACGUGCGUCGGUACAAGUAAAUGUUGGUCAUUAUGGCUAUGCUCAAGGUGCACCAAAUUCAGACGAGCGUAUGGCUCAAUGCCGAUCUUUGGAACGACUCAACUAUCCUUUGGUGAGAAGGUUGCGUGGCUACCAAUCCCAUCUACACCACCCAAAUCCAAACAGCGAGUGGAGAACCUUCUUUGCUAGUUUACGUGAAGGCGCAAGCAUCUACCAUUCAAUCCUUGGGCACUUUAGUCAGGAUGCAGAACCUUUACCGGGAUUGACAAGGACACAAACCCGCUCUGGACUCACCCAAUGUAUCGCACCUGAAGGUUGGGUUGGCGGGGAUGAAUGGAAGGAAAAUUCGAAUCUUGUAUUACGAUCAAUAUCGGAAAGGAUGUCUCGUAUUCGUAAAAAGCGUUUGGACCAAGGAUUUACACCAAAUGAUACAUCACGUGAAGCAUAUAGGAGGGCCAAUCUGUUGCAAGAGAACUCUGAUAUUGGACCGAUUACAAAGUUCGAAAGGUCUUUGGUUUAUGUCAACAAGAGUAAAAAGAUCAACAUGUCUGUGUACCUGAACCCUGAUGGAACAGGCCAACGUAGAGGAGGACAAUUCUAUAUCAAUGCUCCUGCUGGGCGCUACUACCUUGACUAUGAUACAAGUGUCAACGCUCAUGCUGUUGUGCUUAAAAACAUUGAUGGAAGCCUUUUUCAACCUUUGUGUGAAAUCUAUGAUUGGGAGAUCUUGCAGCAGUCUCGAGAUGUUGUCUUUCCUGUUUUUGCUCGUACAGUCGCAUAUGCAGGGUGUGUGCUACGCGCGCCAAUUGUUGAAGAAUUGGGGCUCUCACAAGAUGAAUGGUUCACUUAUGAACGGCUUGGCCGAAUGUACCUUGAACAAAUGUGGUUUGCCCAUGCCAAUUCGCCCUUCGACGUUUGUACCGCUCCAGUGGAUGCACCAAGAGUGAUGGUCUCACGAGUAUCCACAACAUUUCAAAGCCAUGUUGGUCAUUUGCAAAGAGGAAUAGAGCCACUUGUAUGGCAACAUCUAUUCAACAACACCAAUCGACUCUUAAAACUACUCAAGACCUGGGCCGAAAUCAGAGUUAUCAAGAGCACCUAUGUUGGUUCCACUGGGGCACCUACAUCUUAUCGCAUUUGGACAAUAACAAAAGUACAUGACUUGUCACCAGCUGCAAAGCGUCAAUCGACAGCCCAUUCAUUCCCAGUAUUCCCAUCGCAUCGCUAUAGCGGCAAAUGUCCAGAAUACAAGCAGCCUGUCGAGAUACAAUCAUACAGCAUCGAUGCCAAUCGUCGGGUGUGGGAUACUAUAUCAAUCCAAAGCUCUUCAUCAAGACCUUUUCUUAGCUGUGGAUACGAUCGUUUCAUCAAGCGUGAUGAGUCCGUGGCUGAACAUUUGGAUACUUUGCUGGAUACAUUGACGACGGCACGUUUGAAUGGAUCACCUGAUGUGGAUCAUGUUGAUAUUGUCACAUGGCGUGGGAUCAUGACCAAGAUCUUUUGUACUCCUUUCACUCGCAAUGAGCCCUGGGAGCUACGUGCAACGCGAUACAAGAAUACCAUCUUUAUGGAAGAGCAAGCAACCGAGCAAAAGUUACGACAAGAACAGACCAUGUCAGAACGUCAAAGGUUGAUGUCCUAUUGGGGAUACAGCUUUGAAUCCAUGUGCACGGCAACCGAACCAAAGGGGGUACCGGAUCCAGAUGAUGUGCCUAAUACCAAUGUCCAAUACCGUGUGGCGGUGAAAACGAGGCUUGGCAGAAACACAAUUGCAAUGGGAGCUGAAGUGGAUUGCAUUGAAGGCGAGAAACCAAAGGAUGGCAAUCUUUUACGGCAAUACGUCGAGCUCAAGACGUCAAGGAGGAUGGAUACCCAGAGACAAAAGGAAAACUUUGAACGUUUUAAGCUUCUCGAGUUUUGGGCGCAGUCCUUUUCGAUUGGUGUUCCCAAGGUGAUUUGCGGGUUUCGAGACGACGAUGAUGUAUUGAGUCAUUUGGAGACUUUCAAGACUUUGGAAAUCCCACGCAAAGUGAGACACGGUACCGGUGCAUGGCGUGCAAAUAAAUUUCUGGAUUGGCUCGAAAAGGUUCUGACAGAAGAUGAUCCUACAGUUACAUAUUCGAUCACGUGGAAUGCACCAUGGAGAGAGAUUCGAGUAUCGCGUGCUGGACAUGUCAAUGUGUUUCUUACACAGAGGUAUCUUGAUGGCGAGACAAGUCAUGAUAUUGGUGGACCUAGAGCACAACAAGGAUCAAGCAGCGAUUAG